GGCGUGGGUUAACAAAAGAACUCCCUGUUACUGUACUAUUCGGGUUCCUUCAGGCGAGCUUGGGCUCUUUGCGCUGCACCUCGUUAUGGCGCCUGUCAGGCUGGUCCAAGUCCUGACCCGGGAGGUUGUGGGUGCAGGCUGGAGGCGGGUGUGCUACCGCGGCAUUCAUCGGGGCAGCUCUUUGCUGUCAGACGCCCCACCUCCCAGGCCUGUUACCAACACCAGUUAUGUUCAUGGAACCAGCGAGCUGCCCCUCACCAGCAGGACCGUGCACCAGUGCCUACUGGAGACCACCCAUCGGACCCCCGACCAGGAGGCCGUCAUUUUCCCCACCAGCGACACACGCAAAACCUUCAGCCAGCUGAUCAAGGAUGUCGAUACACUUGCCGCCGGGCUAGUAGCUCUUGGCCUCAAGAGAGGAGAUCGCGUGGGAAUGUGGGGCCCCAACAGCUAUGAAUGGAUAUUAGUGCAGUUUGCCACGGCCCAGGCUGGCAUUAUCCUGGUCUCUGUGAACCCGGCCUAUCAGUCCAGAGAGCUGGAGUACGUCCUGAGGAAGGUUAGAUGUUCCGCACUUAUUUUCCCAUCACAGUUUAAAUCCCAGAAGUACUAUGAGCUGCUUUCAGAGGUUUGUCCAGAAUUGGAGACUUCACCAGCAGGAGGACUUCAGUGCAAGAAGCUUCCGGAUCUCCACACAGUUGUUGUCCUGGACAAGCGGCACCCCGGCACCUUUCUGUUCCAGGAUGUCAUGGAGGCAGGGAACCCGAGCUCAGUGCUGCAGCUGCAGGAUCUUCAGAAGCAAAUUACAUGUGACGACCCCAUCAACAUCCAGUUCACAUCUGGAACAACUGGAAGUCCCAAAGGGGCAACUCUUAGUCACCACAACAUUGUUAACAAUUCAAGCCUUGGGGGAAGGCGGAUGGGCUUCAACUGGAGGAAGGGCGUUAGAACAGCCAUCCCGGUGCCGCUGUAUCACUGCCUGGGCUCUGUGAUUGGGGGAAUGGUUAUGGCAGUUUAUGGUACCACCCUGGUCUUCCCGUCUCCAGGUUAUGAUCCUCGGGCUCUCCUUGAGGCUAUUUCCAAUGAGAAGUGCACUUGCAUGUAUGGAACCCCCACCAUGUACAUAGAUCUUUUGUCUCAACCUAACUUUGCGGCUCACAUCUCCACACUCACUACUGGAGUUAUUGCUGGAUCCAUUGCACCCCCAGAGGUCAUGAAAAAGAUUCUUACUGAGACAAACAUGAGGGAGAUUGUGAUAGGAUACGGAACUACAGAAAACAGCCCUGUCACAUUCAUGGGGUUCCCACAUGAUGACUUUACACGCAAGACGGAGACUGUUGGUCACGUUGUAUCCCACACUGAGGCAAAGGUGGUGGAUACUACUACAGGCCAGAUUGCCCCACUGAAUACCCCUGGUGAGCUGCUGAUCCGUGGCUACUGUGUGAUGUUGGGGUACUGGGGAGACCCUGAAAGGACUAAAGAAGUUAUAACCCCUGAAAACUGGUACAGAACUGGAGAUGUUGCCACGAUGGAUGAAUACGGUUACUGUCGCAUUGUUGGACGUUGCAAAGAUAUGAUCAUCCGAGGGGGCGAGAAUAUUUACCCUGCCGAGAUUGAAGACUUCUUGCAUACGCACCCCAGUGUUUUGGAGGCUCAGGUAAUUGGAGUGAAGGAUGAGCGAAUGGGGGAGGAGGUCUGCGCUUGUAUUCGCCUCUAUGAUGGCAAGACUGCGACUCCCGCCGAAAUCAAGGAAUAUUGUAAAGGAAAGAUUUCCCAUUUUAAGAUCCCACGUUACAUUGUGUUUGUGAAUGAGUAUCCGCUCACCGUUUCUGGAAAGAUCCAGAAAUACAAACUGAGAGAGAGAAUGGAAAAAGAGCUAAACCUGUGAUGCAGUAAUGACUUUCUUAGUGCCUCUCCUUGUUCUUCCUAAGCUUACGCUUCUCCUUGCACCUUCACCUCAUCUCACUCUGCGCCUCUGUAUUCAUCCUCCUUAACCUGCCUAUACGUCUCUUGGCUAAAGGUGGCCGUGCAACUUUUGGAUGCAUCUUUUCAAAACGGAAUUUCAUUGUUUGAAUUAUUUUGUAAGCCUUGUAUGUCAUUUUGUGCAUCAUUUACCUUUUGUGCAUAAGCUAAACACAAAACUGAAUGUACCCAAGGGCCCUCAUCUCUGCCGUCCCAGAUAAAGAGUUACGUCCCUAAUUCAUUGUGAUAUACAUCCGGGGAAACCCAUGUAUAUUCCAUUGUGCUGCCAUCCAUCAGUUUGUCCCACCCCUCAGGGGAGGUCUGCUCCAUCAAGCUCCUCCCUAAAUCUGGCACAAUACUGUCACUCUGCGCUGUAGAGAUCAUGCUUCGUUAUUGCUUUUAUAUUUUUUAAUAAAUGUUUUUAUGUGAAAUGCU
Molecule: messenger RNA, 2394 nt
Organism: Xenopus tropicalis (tropical clawed frog)
Lineage: Eukaryota; Metazoa; Chordata; Amphibia; Anura; Pipidae
Gene: acsf2
Product: acyl-CoA synthetase family member 2
Exons: 16
Coding region: 86-1885 (599 amino acids)
Molecular function (GO): medium-chain fatty acid-CoA ligase activity
Source: RefSeq, a predicted model, not a curated record